UAUGCAUCAAUAAGUAAUAACCCUAAAACUCCAAAACCCUAUUUUUGUUAUUGGUAGCAACGAUGAAGAGACGCUGUUCAUCAUCGGAUUCCUCAUCUUCAUUGUCGGAUUCUUCAUCAUCUUCAUCGUCGGAUUCCUCAUCUUCAUUGUCGGAUUCUUCAUCAUCUUCAUCGUCGGAUUCCUCUUCAUCAUCAUCUUCAUCGGAGAAGGAAAUUUCUACUAAGCUUUCCGUGCUGAACAACAAGAACAAUAAGAAACCUAAACUUCAAGAAAAGGGAAACCCUAACGGUAAAACCCCCGUUAUUAAGCAACAACCACCAACAAUGACUCGUUGUGACAAUGUGGAGAUGAGUACUGCAACUACCGCAGACGUGAAGGUUUAUCCAGAUUCAUACGUGUACGAGGUCGAUAUGCCGGGAUUGAAAUCUGCUGGAGAGAUAAAGGUUUGGCUUGAUGAUGAUUAUCUUGUGGUUAGCGGAGAGAGGAAGAGGGAAGAAGGUGUUGAGUAUUUGAUGAUGGGGCGAAAGGUUGGGAAGUUCAUGCACAGAUUUGUUCUUCCUAAGAAUGCUAAUGCUGAUGCUGUUUCUGCUAUGUGUAAAAAUGGAGUGCUUAGUGUUACUGUUCAGAAAUUGCCUCCUCCUCCUCAGCCUAAGAACCCUAGAAGAAAUGUUCAGGUUUUCAUGGCUUGAAACCAUGUUUUCACUAAUCAUCAUGUAGUGGUUUAUGUGUUGAUGUGGUGAUUUGAAUCAUUGUGUUAACAUUUUUGGAACGACUCUUAGCAUUACAAAUUAGUGAUUUUGAAAUGGUUCUGUUUGUAAGCUUCUGGUUUAUGAUGAUAUAUGUAUGGUAGAUUUAUUUUUAA
Vicia villosa (hairy vetch) is the source of this 862-nucleotide messenger RNA. Its product is annotated as 17.9 kDa class II heat shock protein-like. NCBI's taxonomy places the organism in Eukaryota, Viridiplantae, Streptophyta, Magnoliopsida, Fabales, Fabaceae. The transcript has a single exon. Gene Ontology annotation, biological process: protein folding; response to salt stress; protein complex oligomerization. The record is from RefSeq and is a predicted model, not a curated record. The coding region runs from base 63 to 689 and encodes 208 amino acids.